Molecule: messenger RNA, 1815 nt
Organism: Monodelphis domestica (gray short-tailed opossum)
Lineage: Eukaryota; Metazoa; Chordata; Mammalia; Didelphimorphia; Didelphidae
Product: ecto-ADP-ribosyltransferase 5-like
Molecular function (GO): NAD+-protein-arginine ADP-ribosyltransferase activity; NAD+ poly-ADP-ribosyltransferase activity
Source: RefSeq, a predicted model, not a curated record
GCCAGAGUCAAGCAGCACAACUGGGUCUACACCGGAAUAUCUCACAAAAACAGGGAACAAGAAAGAGACCACAGACAAGGAAAUCUUGAAAUGGACCUUAAAUGGAAAAUUAUCAUCAUCAUCAUAUUUAUAGCUUUUCCAAUCAUUGCGCUGGUUACAUAUGAAGUAAAAGUUGGAUUUAGGAAAAAUUACAUGAGCCUUGAAACCAAUGCUUUUGAUGACCAGUAUAAAGGCUGUGAAACAGAGAUGAUGAAGAAUGCAGAAUAUCUCUUGGCUAAAGAAAGAGAAAAAGACACUGAUUUAAAUAAUGUGUGGAAGGAAGCAGAGAAGAAAUGGAACACCCUUCUUCCAAGAUUCACUUUGAGGCCAAUUGAUAAGCCUUUUAAAAUUGCUAUCAUUGCCUACACCAACCUUGAGAUUCCAUUUUAUAAGAAAUUUAAUAACGCAGUCAGAACAUGCUGUAAAUCUAGAAAUGAUUACAUGGAAAAUUUCCAUUUCAAAGCUUUCCAUUUUUAUUUGACACGAGCUGUCCAAAGUCUGGCAGCACCAUGCAAGACUGUGUACAGGGGCACAGCACUGAAAUUCUAUCCUGAUAAGACGGGCAAAAUGCGCUUUGGCCAAUUUGCCUCAUCAUCUAUGGAUAUAAAUGUGGCCAAAAAUUUUUCAGGGGACUCCGGAACACUCUACAACAUAACCAGUUGUUUUGGGGCUUCCAUCCAACAUCUAUCAUAUGAAGAAUCACAAAAGGAAGUGCUGAUCCCACCAUAUCAGGUCUUCAGUGUCUCCACUUUUGAAUCCAGUUUCCUUGGCCUCCACACAGUCAGCCUAAAGUAUAAAGAUGUCUGUAGUAACUUUAACUGCGCAUACCUAGGAGGAGAGAAGAAGAACAACUGUGUUUCCGAAUCUGAUCUUGGAAUAUAACCCAGACACCUAACUCCCCUGCCAUUGCUUGGCCUUGUCAUUCUGCAACUACAGGAAUGGAUCUACCUCUAGACAGGGCUCUGACUGUACCUCAAGCUCACAUAGGAUUUUCUUAGCACUGUGGACUGUAAGACUGACUAAUUAUGAGGCAAGUUGGGGAAGGGGAUUGUUCUGGAUGUAGUCCAGAGAUUCUUAACCUUCUUUAUGUCCUGACUUCCAGUCUGAUAAGGUCUAUGAAUCUCUUCUCAGAAUAAUACCUUUAAAUAGAUGAAAUAAAAUAUAUAAGACUACAAAGGAAACCAUUUAUAUUGAAAUACUGUAGUCAGAUCAAAUUUUUUUUAAUUUACUGAAGACUUGUAUGAACUCAUAUGGAAUCAAGUUGGCAGACCCGGAAGAAAAGUUUAUAUAAUGACAAUGUUUUAAAGCCAAAUAACUUUGAAAGAUUUAGGAACUCUUGUCAGUAUGAUAGCCCAACGUGAUUCUACAGUACUCAGAAUGAAACAUACUACGCUCCUUCAAAUACAGAUGUGAACUAAGAAGGCAAAAUGAGACUUUUGUGGGAGUUGGGAGGACUUCAACAAUGCUAAAAGUUCUGUUGCUUAACUAUACAUAUUUGUUACUGGGUUUUUUGCUUCGUUUCUUAUUUUUGUUUUUGUUUUUUUUUUCCCUCAUUUCGAAGGGGUUAAGGGAUAGGAUUAGGAGAAAGUAUGUGUGUUUUUUUUUUUAAAUUUAACAAAUAUAAAAAGGAUUUCUCUCAGUCUCUAAGAAAGGCACACUGAGGUUAUCUCUUAUUAUAUUAUUUCUCUGUAAUUAGAUUAGUGUUUCUUUUCAAUGUAUGCUUACUAUGCAAUUCCAUGCUUAUGUAACAAAAAUAAAUAAAUUCACAAACUUCAA